Messenger RNA from Amoebophrya sp. A25, 968 nucleotides. Lineage: Eukaryota; Dinophyceae; Syndiniales; Amoebophryaceae. The record is from the annotation of a GenBank genome assembly.
GUCAAGAAUACAUCAACUGGAACUUCUGUUGAACAAUUUGAAGAGCAACCAGCACGUGGUCGAUCACCUACAAAUCUUCAGAGUCCUCCAGGUACGCGUGGGUCCCGUCGUAUCGGAGGCCCAGUGAUGCUAUACUACAACGACGGAUCGCAGUCACCUACUGAGCGACCUACGAUUGGGAAAUUCAACGUCCCUCCACCUGGCCCGUUGCUUGGUCCUCGUGGCUCUUUGACGCGUAAAAGUCAAGCUCCUAAGGUCACAGUCGCUGACGACGACUUUGUUGAAAAGGUGUUAGAAAGUGCUGCUUCUCGUCGUUCAGUUUUCAACCGGGAUGCGGAACAAAAAGCGAUUAAGGCGAAACAAGAAGCUGAGCAAAAGAAGGCGGCGAGUGUGAAAGACAAAUUAGGAGCCUUAGCCGCUGACCUGUCCGAAGACGAAUUGAACGCGGUUUUGAAGUCUCUAGAACGCAAAAAAGAGCGUAAAAGCGUGCGAGGACGGUCGCCGGGUCCGAAUGGGGAACAAGGAACAUCCGUGGAGGCUUCUAAUGGGAACAAUCCUAAUACUGUGACUUCACCUUCCACUUCUAUGUUCCAGCCUGACAAGAAGAAAACCUCAAUUGCUCUCCAGAAAUCUCCAUCUCCAGGAUCUCCAGGAGGUAGACCAGUAUUAGGCCAAUUUCGUACCUCUCAGCAGACUGCUCAACUUUCACCUGGUGGAUUACUCUCCACCGGUCCUGGCAGGAUCAGCCUGGCAGUCACUGCGCAUCACCCGGUGCCCCAUGGCUGGGAGGAAGCAAGAGCAGCCCAUAGUAAGGCCUUCAAGGACAACAUGAAGCGACUGUCUGGAGGUAAUCCGGAUGACGAAGAAAAAUUCACUACCUCUGAGGAAGAGGAUGGAGGGUUCGAUGCCAACGGAAAGCCUAAGAAGUCCGCUUCGGUUCCUCGCGUUGGCAAAGACGGACAAGCACC